Messenger RNA from Astyanax mexicanus (Mexican tetra), 1579 nucleotides. RefSeq names its product cyclin P (gene ccnp). Gene Ontology annotation, molecular function: cyclin-dependent protein serine/threonine kinase regulator activity. The record is from RefSeq and is a predicted model, not a curated record. The transcript has 9 exons. NCBI's taxonomy places the organism in Eukaryota, Metazoa, Chordata, Actinopteri, Characiformes, Acestrorhamphidae. Gene Ontology annotation, cellular component: cyclin-dependent protein kinase holoenzyme complex; nucleus; centrosome. Bases 98 to 1312 code for a protein of 404 amino acids. Gene Ontology annotation, biological process: mitotic cell cycle phase transition; regulation of cyclin-dependent protein serine/threonine kinase activity.
AUUAGUCACGUGUAUAAUUAAGCCGCGUACAGGUGCGCAGGUUUCUUCAACCUUUGGCGGUUGUUGGAGGCUCAGGUAGCUGCAGACCCUGUGCACUAUGGCCCGAACCGGACUGUGUGACUCCAGGACGCUGCUGGACCCUAAAAAAACUGAAGAACGCCCCCCACUGAGGACGUGGGCGAACACCUAUGGGCCAAGAGAGCGCCGGAGCUGCCCUGAUGGAGAUGAGAGGAGACCACAGCCCAGAGACAAACGCAUUACUGACCCCAAGAGAGAGAACCAGAACCCCAGAUGGGUAAGAGCUACAGUGCAGAGGCUGCCACCAUGUGCUGAAGAUGAGAUCAUCAUAGAUUAUUCUCAGAACGACUUGGGCACUCCAGACUGCUUUGAGCAGGAGGCGGUGCUGAGUCACCUUCAGAUCCUGCAGAUGGCGCCGUCUCUCAGGGACAUGCUGCCUGGGCUCCUGCGGAAGGAGAUGGAAGUGGCCAUGGAUAAACUGGGCCUCCUGUAUGAUCAGAGCUACGCCUGGGACGUCUUCUCAGAUAUGAUGAGGAGUCAGCUGCGCUGCACACUGCCAAACGCAGAGCUUCCCAGGCCGUUCUCUGAAAAUACUCGAGCUAUUCUGGUGGACUGGCUGAUCCAGGUUCAUGAGGUGUUUAACUUCUCAGAGGAGACUCUGUACCUGGCUGUUCACCUGUUGAACCGAGCGCUCAGGUGUUUUAAAGUCUCCGUCUCCAGUCUGCAGCUGCUGGGAGUCACCUGCCUAUUUAUCGCCGCCAAGAAGGAGGAGUGUUUACUGCCAGAGAUCUCGGAGCUGUGUUACCUAAUGGCGAAUACGUACAGUAAGAAGCAGUUUCUGCGGAUGGAGAGACGAGUUCUGGGUGCUCUAAAGUUUGAGCUGUAUAACUGCCCACCGAUUCAUUUCCUGCUACUGUCUGCUUACAUUGCACGCUGCAGUGACAAGGUGGUGUGUAUGGCGCGGUAUCUGCUGGAGCUCUGUCUGCUGGAGGGUCAGUGUGUGGUGUAUUUGCCGGCUCAACUGGCCGGCGCCGCGCUCCACCUCGCCCGCAAAAUAAUAAAGGAACCACAGUCCCCAGAGUCUGAAUCAGCCUGGUGCAUAGCCUCCACCAUACAUGUGGGCAGUGAGGCGACUCUGCACAGUAUAAUGCAGGUGAUGGCGACGGCCGCAGCUCGAGCAUCCAGUCGCGAGACUCGAGCUACCUUCGUUAAGUUCUCCACGUCAGCCACCCUACAGGUCAGCCUGCACCCUGCACUGAGUAGCGCCCCCUGCCUGCUGGGCCUGCAGAGCUGAUCACACGGCGGGUCCAGCCCGAGGAAGAGGGGGUAAUCUGGACUCUCUGGACUGAGUGAUGCAGUUUUAGGUAAUCUGAUGUAGAGAAGAAGAAGAAGAAGAAGAAGAAGAAGAAGAAGAAAAAUAUAUUUUCUGUCAUACAUGUUUUAAAGUGCUGGAAUUAAUUAAUAAUGUAAUGAGGACUGCACUGCGGUUCAGAGUGGGUUUGUCUGUUUUGUAUGUUUUUCUAAAUGUUUUAUAUGUGAAAAAAUAAAUGAAGUGAUUCUU